Messenger RNA from Centropristis striata (black sea bass), 7204 nucleotides. RefSeq names its product REV1 DNA directed polymerase (gene rev1). Gene Ontology annotation, biological process: error-free translesion synthesis; error-prone translesion synthesis. Gene Ontology annotation, cellular component: nucleus. The transcript has 22 exons. The coding region runs from base 717 to 4949 and encodes 1410 amino acids. The record is from RefSeq and is a predicted model, not a curated record. Gene Ontology annotation, molecular function: deoxycytidyl transferase activity; DNA-directed DNA polymerase activity; damaged DNA binding. NCBI's taxonomy places the organism in Eukaryota, Metazoa, Chordata, Actinopteri, Perciformes, Serranidae.
UUAUCUAAAAGACGACUUUGACUGACUAUCCUGGAUCGUCACGUUUAGAUAAAGAUCUCUGUAAAUCAUAACAUGCUUUUCUCUCUUUUUUCUUUCUUUUUUUUCUUUUUACAAAAGCUUCCACAUCAACAAAACUGAAACGUUAAUUUAAAGAAAUACAAAUAAUUAGCAUUGAAAUACAAUCAAUUGUCAAUGACAUCAAAGCCAAAGAGAUCUUUCUGGAAUAUCAGAUUUUGGACAGUCUACGAACAAGUACUCUCUACAUCAAAAUAAUUACAUCAACACUGAUUUUCAUGCAAUUUCGUAUAGCGUUUUGCGACAAUCUGUCAAAUUAUUAUUAUCAUCGAUUGUUUUAUUUUGAAACUUUCUCCGGAACUACUCUGUUUCGCCUUUUUCGCUUGACGCCCAGAGAGAAAAGGAAAAGCAAAGAGCUCAGGCGGUAGAAAUGGAGAGCAAAAGGACUGGGAGGGUGAACGAAAAUGUUCAAGAGACAUGGCGUGGCAGCAAGACAAAAUAAGGGCAUCUUAGUCCAUCGAAAGGAGUUAUCUAUAGAACAAAGUCAAGGUUGGGGAGUCGAUCUAACUGUCUGAAGGAUUUUAAAGCGUUUCUUUGUGGUCUUACCUCGGAAUCAGUGCGCACUCAACGCUUGUGUUGGUCUCUGCAGAGAGAAGUCUGAGGCGAACAACCCAGUCUGACAGGAUAAAAGGUAGCUCAGUAUGAGUCGAGAUGGGUGGGCAAAGAAGAGAGCCAAUGCCGGUGAUGACAAUGGUUGGGCUGAGAGGGGCGGCUACAUGGCAGCCAAAGUUUCUAAACUGGAGGAGCAGUUUAAACUUGAUGCCCCCAGAGAGAAACAGAAGGACGGUACAUGCUCCAGUAUUUUCACUGGAGUGGCCAUCUAUGUCAAUGGAUACACAGAGCCAAGUGCAGAUGAGCUCCGCAGACUGAUGAUGCUGCACGGUGGUCAGUUCCACGUGUACUACUCUCGCUCUAAGACCACCCACAUCAUUGCCAAUAACUUGCCCAACUGCAAAAUCCAGGAGCUCAAGGGAGAGAAGAUCAUUCGGCCUGAGUGGAUCACAGACAGUAUCAAGGCUGGAGGUCUCCUGCCUUACCUGCAGUACCAGCUGUACUCUAAACACAAAGGCCCACUGUUCCCCAGCAUGACUCUGCGCCAAACAGCUGAGAUCGCAGGAACCAGCCAUGGGGUGCUUCAGCCGAGCGUCCAUCAAAAGCUUCACCUGCCACAGCGCAGCAUUCAGCACCAGGAGCAGUCCUCAUCCAUCCCUAACCACAGCCACAGCAGAAUUAACCAAGGCAGCAUCCAACCUCAGUCCAUCCAGCAAAGCUCUGCAGCUCGCUUCAGUCACCCACAACCAAGUCACCUAGUAUCCACUUACCUCAGUACAGAUCCCAGGCACAGGAGCCCUUUACACUCCCACCUGCUGUCCAACCCGAGCCCCACAAAGCUCCCACACAACCCCCAACAGUCCACACCUCAUAAUCUCCAGCACCAGAGAGCCGGCCAACCACAACCUCAAUACAACGAUUCUUGCAACAGUGCCCUGAGUGGCUGCAAGGAUGUGGAAUUAAAAAUAAACGGAAUAUUGCAGACCUCAUUGGAUCUGAUGAGCCAUUCAAAAAUGAAGGAAAUGCAAGAGUGUGUCAGAGGAGAUCCUCUCCCACGGGUGCUGAAGGAAGCACAUCUGACAAAUGGACACACUCAUCUUGUUAACGGUGCCUUAAAGCCAGAGGAUCUGUCCCCUGUUACAGAAGAACCCUCUGUUGACAAGGAGUUGCCUCAUUGUAGAGUCAAGAGUUCAGAUGAUAAACCUCAGAGUCCCUCAGUACAGUUUCAGACCAAACCUGACCCUUAUGAGUUUCCAUACAGUCCUCCAAAGCAAUCCGACCAGUCUCCCGUCUCUCCGAAGCAAUCCAGUUCACUCGGAGCCAACGAGCAGAGACCUAAACCUCCACCACCCACCUACCAGGAGGCUAGAAAGGCCGCCGAAAGCCACCUACUUCCGAAACAGCUCCAGCCAUGCAUUAAAGUUGACUCAAAUCCCGAAAGGACUCCUCUUUCACCUGCAUCCCGCUCCCUUUUACAUUCUCCGAUUCGACUGAACGGAAGUCACCACAAUGCCUUUUCAUCUGACCCUGCCUCAACAAACACAACACUUAAACCUGAUCCUCCCACUGAAAAGUCUUCAUCACCAUCUAAGUCAUCAGCGCAGCUGCUGGCACAGACGGGCGGCUUGAUCUCUGAGUUCUACUCUCACUCACGUUUACACCAGAUCUCCACAUGGAGGUCGGGCUUCUCCGAGUAUGUCAAUGAACUACACAACAAGCGAAAAGUAGCCGGGGGCGCCUCCUUCCCUGGGAAAGACCGACUGAGGAAAUCUGUGGCCCAACGCUCUACAGACAGCCGAGGUACGUCUUCACUCGCAAGUGUCAAAUCUUGUAUUCUUCACGUGGACAUGGACUGCUUCUUCGUGUCUGUGGGGAUCCGACAUCGGCCAGAGCUCAAAGGAAAGCCUGUAGCUGUGACCAGUAACCGUGGACAGGGCAGAGUGCCCCUGAGGCCCGGCGCUCACCCUCAGCUGGAGCAGCAGUACUACCAGAGAAAACAUGCUCAGCCUCAAUGUGAGAGGGCAGAUGAGGAUCUACACAGAACUCCUUCACAAGAGAGCCCUGACUUCCAUGCUAACGGAGUGGACCAGGAUGCUGCUACUCUCUCCAUGGCAGAGAUUGCAUCCUGCAGCUAUGAGGCGAGGCAGGCAGGCGUGAGGAAUGGGAUGUUUUUUGGCAAAGCAAAACAACUGUGUCCCUCGCUGCAGUCUGUCCCGUAUGAUUUUGAGGCCUAUAAAGAGGUGGCUCUCACCAUGUAUGAGACUCUGGCAGGUUACACCCAUGACAUUGAGGCUCUGAGCUGUGAUGAAUUGUUGAUCGACGGUUCUGCACUGCUCGCUGAGUUGGGCAUCAACCCAGAAGAUCUGGCCAGUGCAAUAAGAGCAGACAUCAAGGAGAAAACGGGAUGCUGUGCUUCAGUGGGCAUUGGGUCCAACAUCCUGUUGGCUCGCCUGGCGACCCGUAAAGCCAAGCCUGACGGGCAAUACUUCUUAAAAUCUGAAGAGGUGGAUGAUUUCAUCAGGGACCUGCCAGUCACCAGCUUACCAGGUGUUGGGCCUGUCAUGGGCAGAAAACUGGCUGCUAUGGGUGUGAGGUCAUGUGGGGACCUUCAGCAGGUAUCCCUGUCUCAGCUGCAGAAGAAGUUUGGCCCCCGGACUGGACAGACCCUGUUCCGCUUCUGCAGGGGGCUGGAUGACCGACCCGUCCGCUACGAGAAGGAAAGGAAGUCCGUCUCAGCUGAGAUGAACUACAACAUUCGCUUUACAACGGUCGAUGAGGCGGAGUCUUUUCUCACUAACUUGUCCAUGGAGGUGCAAAAACGUUUACAAGACAGUGGGCUGCGGGGUCGCAGAGUUACCCUGAAGGUCAUGGUUCGCAAGGUUGGAGCACCAGUUGAAUCCGCUAAAUACGGUGGUCAUGGAAUAUGUGACAACCUAGCUAGGACUGUGAUGCUCGCACAGUCCACUGACAGAGGUCAGCUGAUUGCCGCUGCAGUCAUCAAGCUGUUCCAUGCCAUGAAGCUGCAGGUUCAGGACAUGAGAGGAGUCGGCAUCCAGGUUCAGCUUCUUGAAGGACAUCGCUCUGUCCCCCAGGGCUCCGUGGGCCCGGGAGCACGCUCCAUCAAAGAGAUGUUCCUCGACCAGGGAAGUGCAAAAUCCAGUAGAAGAGAAGCUGCUGAGAACAAAACACAUCAGGAAAAGUCUUCCUCAACCACAGGCCCAUUAUCUCGCUCCUCUCCACGUCCUCUGUCCUCUCCCGAGCCGGUCCCAGGGACAAGCAGAGACCAGCAGACAUGCAGACAAACUCCAAAAAGUUCUCGAGCACGUCUCAACUUCAGUAUUGAGAUCCCAUCCCCGUCACAGGUGGAUCGUUCAGUGUUGGAAGCCCUGCCCGCAGAGCUGAGAGAACAAGUGGAGCAGUCAUGGACUAAUCGGGACGGGAGGCCGAGUAUCUGUCGGUCACCCAGUCCACCGGCCUCUGCUUCUAUCCCGAAGCCGCCCUCUCUGAGACCUGGCCCGACCUCCCCUCCUCAUCCUCCCGCCCCUGCUCCUGCUCCUGCACUCUACACUCCACCUGUCAGUACAUUGCUCCUGCAGAUUCCAAACCAGCCAGACAGUCCGGGAAUUGUACUGGAACUACCAAACUUCUCACAGGUUGAUCCAGAUGUGUUUGCUGCCCUUCCCAAAGAGCUCCAGGAUGAACUGAAGACUGCCUACAACCAUGUAGCAAAUGUCCAGCCUCAGGCAAAAAUAUCAUUGGAGCCGAAGAAUCCACUGUUGCAGUUAAAACAAUCAGGGCUGGGAGUUGGCAUUGGUCGGGUGAAGCGGCGCUACAAGAGAAAAAAUGCAGUGAGCCCCGUUAAAAAAGGUCCCUCCCCUCAGAAGAGGCGUCACACGACAAACAGCCCAGCCAAAACCCUACCGCCUCCUAUAAAAUCACGGGAACCAAUGAACAUAUUAAAGACAGAAAAUGUUCCCUCCACAUCAACCUCAAAACCAGACCUCACAGAGUCCAAAUUCAUUGCUCGUCCUUCUCCGGUGUUGGCCGGAGCCUACGACCUAAGGGACAUUAAAACCCUGCUACGGGAAUGGGUCACCACCAUAACAGAACCUAUGGAGGAAGACAUCCUGCAGGUGGUGAAAUACUGCACUGAUCUGAUUGAAGAUAAAGAUUUGGAGAAAUUGGAUUUGAUUAUAAAAUAUAUGAAAAGGCUCAUGCAGCAGUCGUUGGAGUCUGUUUGGAGUAUGGCUUUCGACUUCAUCGUAGAUAACGUGCAGGUGGUUGUACAGCAGACUUAUGGUAGCACCCUGAAGGUAGCAUGAAGGAGGAGGGGGGUUACUGUUUUUACUGUGUUACCAUUGCCACGUUUUGUUUUGCUUCUUUCACAAGGUCAUCUGCAAUACAAAAAUAAUAUGUCUAAAUCAUGACUUUCUGCUAUCUCAACUUCAUAUUUUCAGUGUCCUCUGUAGAGUGAGACACAAAUCAAUGACUUCACACAGUCAAAAUAUGAGAAAGUGUUACAAGAGCCAAUGACAGUAUUUGAUGAAAGUGUGUACAGUCCAUAAUUUUCUGUAUUUGCUUUUUUACGGGACAAGUAACACAAACUAUAAAGCAGGAACUGUACUUAGCUCACCAAAACUCAGAACAGUCAUAACCGUAGCAGCUUUUUUGCAAAUUUACCAUUUUUCAUAUGGACUUCUUUUCUAAAUAAAUGUCUGUGAAAUUUUAUAUGAGGAUUUUUGCAGGCAGUGCUUGACUAUUUCUUUUACAAGCCAGGCCUUUAUAAGAUUUUAAAUAUCCCUCCUGAUGAGCGUUUUACAUCUAAAAUGAGCAGUUGACUUCUGCUAUGUGUUCUUAAUGUUUAAAUACUGUUACACAGGCACAUUUGGAGUUCUUUUGUUUUUAGUCAUGCAGGUAAAUCACAGUAGGUUUAAAAUAAUGUGGUAAAUACAAUUAGGACUGCAAUGAACAAUUAUUUUCAUGAUCAAUUAAUUUGACAAUUAUUUUGUAGAUUAAUAGGCUAAUCCUUAAAUCCAGAAAAUGCCAGAAAAUAGUGAAAAAUGUCCAUUCUAGGAUGUCCAAGUCCAAGGCUUUCAACUGUCUUUUGUUCAGUCCAAAACCCAAAGCUAUUCAUUUUAUGGUACAAUCAGAGAAAAUCGGGAAAACUCCAUAUUUGAGAGUCUAAAAACAUAAUUUUCUGCCAUUUUUGCAUGAAAAAUAACUUUGGGGGAUUAAUCGAUUAUCAGAAUAGUUGCAGAUUAUUAUGCUGUUAAUGGACUAAUUUCUUUAGUCGACUAAUCAUUGCAGCUCCAAACACAUAAGCACCUUUUGGAUAUUUUAAAAUCAGUCUUGAAGCACUUCUCAGACAUCAGACUAAAUAUAAUAUCAGAAAUAGUUGAAAUAAACAUUUAAUUUUUUGUCAAUGCUUAUUUGGUGCUCCAUGCCACCAGUGCUGACAUUUGAACUAUCUACUACUGAUGUGUCACAAGAAAAAAAGAAAACCACAAUAUAGUAUGCUGCAUACAGUAGUAGUAUCUUUCUCUUUGUCUCUUGCAAAAAAAGUGCCAAACCUUGUUAUUAUAGUAUGUAAAUAAUGUUUUUAAAGACACUUGUUAAAAGUUUUAAAAGAUUUUCUUGGAGGGUUUACCUCUUGUAUUGUUUACAUGUAGUGAAUUCUUAGUAACAGUCUUUAAAUUGUAAAAUCUUCUCUCUCUAUAAUUGUUUGUAAGUGUUCCAACACAGAAGUCAGAAAGCUGGCCAAAGCACUUCACGUGAGGUUAACUGUUGAUUCUCAGUAGCACUCUGACUCUAGAGGAUGUUGACAGGGGUUAUGGCAAUCAAUAAGUAGCCUAUGCAGGUUUCUUUUCACAAGCAAACAAGAUGUCCCUUCAAGAUAAUGUAACAUUUCAUACAGCCUCUUUAUCUGGAGUUAAUCUUUUCUAGUGGGUUUCCAGCUGAGUUUCAUAAAUGUGAAUAUUGGAAUAAUGCUGGAUCUGCAUAGGAACAUGUGACUGGAUUUUUUAACUCAAUGUAUGUACUUCAAACAUUGGAGACAUUUGUAUGGCUUGUGGCUACAUCACUGUAUUUCUGUAUUGGUGAUUAGAAUUGCUCAGCAGAUGCGGCUGGCUGGCUGGCUUGUAAUCUCAACCAUGCAAAGGUGUGUGUGUGUGUGUGUGUGUGUGUGUGUGUGUAUGUGUGUGUGUGUGUGUGUGUGUGUGUGUGUGUGUGUGUGUGUGUGUGUGUGUGUGUGUGUGUGUGUGUGUGUGUGUGUGUCUGUGUGUGUCUGUGUGUGUCUGUGUGUGUGUGUGUGUGAUCAAGCAGUAUCCCCUAUAUGCAAACCAAAUCAAUCCGUCAUUUUUUUUUUUCAACUUGUUGAAAUGAAUGUAAAUCAGAAUGUGCAAGCCUCCACUCACUUUCAAGAUGUCCGCUUCUCUUCACCUGUCGUAUCUUUCCAGAAGGGAAAUGGCCAGAAGUUAAAAUUGUCUUCUCUAAACUGGCUUGUGCCUGAAGACCUGAAGCUGUGAACUUGUUUGUAAGUUUUCUAAAUCUUGGUAAUAAACUGUAAACUCUGUAUUCA